AUGGCGCUGAAGGAUAUGGUUGUGUUCGAUGUUGGUGGUGUCAUCACAACUCUAUCUCGAAUGUCAAUCAACGACUCGUACAUAACGAUCGCUGGCCAGACUGCGCCAGGAAAGGGUAUUGCGAUCCAAGGCUGGCCUGUUGGCCUUACCGGAGCCAGCGACGUCGUCAUCCGACACCUUCGCGUCCGUCCUGGCAAGGUGUCCGGCCAGACGAUUGACGGAAUGGGCAUGGAAGGCUCCAAUCACUGCAUCUUCGACCGCAACUCGAUGGGUUGGGCCAUUGAUGAAUGCUUCUCGUCUCGGUCAGCUUACAACAUUACCUUUCAGCGCAACUUCAUCUCGGAGCCGCUCAAUGUGGCUGGCCACCAAAACUACCCUGCUGGUACCGCUCAUGGUUUCUCUGCUAGCAUAAACGGUGACAUUGGAUCUUUUCACCACAAUCUGCUGGCCCAUGCUGAGGGUCGAUCUUGGAGCAUGGCAGGAAACGUUGAUAAUGCCGGGUUCUUCAAUGGCCGUCUCGACAUUCGCAAUAAUGUUGUGUACAAUUUUGGUUCGCGUGUCACAGACGGCGGUAUUCACGAGGGCAACUUUGUUGGCAACUAUUAUAAGCAAGGCCCGGCUAGUUACCGUAACUAUACCUUCAUGGCACAGUACGAGAACGCGCUUCCUGGCACCCAGCAGUACUACUGUGAAGGGAACUCCAUGUACACAAAGGAAGGUCAAGUUUUGAUUGCCCAAAACUCCACACAAACCCCGGGCGGCAAUGACUCCUAUCCUGGAUACCCGAUUGCCUGUUGGGCGAAUGUGUCCAUCGAUCCGCCGCCGGCUUACCAGAAAUUCUUUGAUGUCCCAUUUUUCGAGUCCUACGUCGACACUCAACUAUCCACCGAGGCAUAUAAGCGUGUGCUUUCAGAUCGUGGUGCCCAGCAGCCAGUUUUCGACGACCAUGACAAACGCAUUGUCAACGAAACUCUGACUGGAACAAAUACUUACGUAGGCUCGGUUAGCGGGGAACUGGGAAUUAUAGAUGACCCCAGUGAUGUUGGGGGCUUGGAAGAUUUCCCCACGACAGUCCGAGAUGCCUCCUGGGACGCUGACGGCGAUGGCAUUGCUGACUGGUGGGAUGGCUCAACCGGAGGCAGCGGAUACACGGCUCUUGAUGGAUAUCUCAACUGGAUGGCUGAGCCGCACUCCUAUGUUGCGCCUGGCGCAACGACAGAGAUUGACCUCAGCAGUUUAGCACGUGGGUUUGUGUCACCACUUGUCUUCAAAGUUGACGGUGCCAAAUUUGGUUCGAUCAGUGUGGAUGGCUCCAACGCAACAUAUACGGCGAAGGAGACGGGAGUUGAGCGCCUCACUAUCUCUUUCUCGGAUGCUGAAGGAAGCUCGUGGUCGAGGCCAUACGGCAUUGCCAUCUUUGCUAAUGCUUAG
This is a messenger RNA of Phaeoacremonium minimum UCRPA7, 1431 nucleotides long. RefSeq names its product putative pectate lyase protein. The transcript is spliced from 5 exons. Bases 1 to 1431 code for a protein of 476 amino acids. Lineage: Eukaryota; Fungi; Ascomycota; Sordariomycetes; Togniniales; Togniniaceae. The record is from RefSeq and is a predicted model, not a curated record.